Molecule: messenger RNA, 507 nt
Organism: Besnoitia besnoiti
Lineage: Eukaryota; Apicomplexa; Conoidasida; Eucoccidiorida; Sarcocystidae
Exons: 3
Coding region: 1-507 (168 amino acids)
Source: RefSeq, a predicted model, not a curated record
AUGGAUCACUGCCCGCCGGAGGGCGACUGCUUGGUCUGCUUUGAUGAACUGUCUGAGGAGAACUACGCAGAAUACCGCAUGCCGGCGCAGUCAGCAGGGGCGAAUGCGGCAGAAAGCGCUGAAGCAGCUCAAGGGUCUGUGGAGGAGGGAAAAAACACAACUUGGUUUCCAUCAAAGUUCUGCGUCGCUUGCAUCGAAGAGCUACAGGCGUCGCAGUUCAAGAGGUACUGCGACAGCGUAGCGAACACCACAUGCGCGCGAGAGCAGCGCAGCUUGCUGGAGCGCGGGCCGCCGGUCAACCUCCGCGACCGGUUGGCGUUUCCCGAGUCCGACGACCAAGAAAUCGCGGCGCUCUGGUACGCCAAGGACAAGGCCGAGCACAGCGCAAAACUCAAAGACAGCCUUGAGGGCGCCGCGCGAGAUGCGCUUUGGAACAAGCUGAAGCAGUUUGUCAUUGUGGACGAAGAACCUGAGCCGUCGGAAGAAGCCGCGACUAAAACAGCCUGA